AUGGCAGGACAACCAGUUACAUCACAACCACAUGGUGGAAAUGCUACCCAACAUUUAACUAAUUUCGAUAAAGAUUGGCAUUCUGGUUUAUUUAGCUCAAUGCUUGACUGUCCAGACUCUGCUAUUGCAUGUUGUUGUUGCUGUUGGUAUGUUGGUCUUGUGGCUGAACGUGCUGGAGAAAGUUUUUGGGCUGGUUGCUGUAACGCACCAAUUGCUCUCUUAGCAGUACGAUCAAAAGUACGAGGAGCAUUUCGAAUCAGAGGUAACUUAUGUUACGAUCAAUGUAUUUCAUCAUGUUGUUGUCAAUGUGCAUCAAUGCAAACAAAACACGAAUUAGAUUAUCAAGGAGUUUCUGGUCUAGGUCCACGAUGGCUCGGAAAUAAAUCAUAA
This is a messenger RNA of Rotaria sordida, 390 nucleotides long. The record is from the annotation of a GenBank genome assembly. Lineage: Eukaryota; Metazoa; Rotifera; Eurotatoria; Philodinida; Philodinidae.